Messenger RNA from Calidris pugnax (ruff), 1078 nucleotides. It is a transcript of the gene FAM167B, whose product is annotated as family with sequence similarity 167 member B. The transcript has 2 exons. Bases 240 to 794 code for a protein of 184 amino acids. NCBI's taxonomy places the organism in Eukaryota, Metazoa, Chordata, Aves, Charadriiformes, Scolopacidae. The record is from RefSeq and is a predicted model, not a curated record.
AAAGCCCCUUCCUUAACACUCCUCUGGAUAAGGAAAAUUCCCGCCCAUUAGAUUUGUCCUCGGCGUCCCCAACCCUCCUUGUUCUGGGGGUGAAUAAAUAGCCGGGACCCGGGGGCAGGUGGGGAGUGGGUGGGUGUCUGUGGCCAGGGUGCUCCUCACCUUGUGGGUGCAGGGGCUCCCUUUGCACAGGGGGGCUUCCAGGGCUGAGAGGUCACCAAAGGAUUUUUGGGGGUGCCACCAUGCCCCUUGGCCAGCUGAAGUUCAAGGAGCUGGGUGAAGAGGAGCCCAGCUGGGAGGAGGAGAACCUGGACAGCGUGAAGGCGCUGACGGCCAAGCUCAAGCUGCAGACGAGGAGACCUUCCUACCUGGAGUGGGAAGCCCGGGUGAGGGGACAGCGCUGGGAGAGCCGGACCCGCGGGGGGGCGUGGGGGGCAGAGCAGAGCUCUGGGAACCCAGAGGAUGAGCGGGAUGGCAGCGUCUGCGGCUUUGCCUCCAUGGAGGAGGCUCUGGAGUGGGUCAGGACGGAGCUGCAGGAGAUGCAGGCUGUGGACCAGCACCUGGCGCAGCAGCUGAUGCGCCUGCGGGCGCAGCUGCACCGGCUGAAGGUGGAGCAGGCCUGUCACCAGCACAAGGAGAUGCUGGAUGACGCUACCUUCGGCCUGGAGGGCUGCGAGGAAGACUCCGACCUGCUCUGCAACAUCCCACCCAAGGCUGCCUUCCUGCUCUCCAUGCCCCUCAAGCACAUCGGCGUCACCCGCAUGAACAUCAACUCCCGACGGUUCUCCCUCUGCUGAGCAGGACCCCACGGCCACCUGUGGGUGUGCCCGGACCUGGUAGGGCUCCAGAAUUCCUCCCAAAAAUGCCUCCAGGACUAUGGAGCUGCUGUUGGGGCUGAGAUCCCCUCGGGGUGGGCAGUGCUGAGCUGAGGUGCUGCCACCCCUGCCAUGGUGGCGGGGGAAAUGCCACCGUCCCCAUCGGGCACAGGGUGUUUUUGGGCACCCAGUGCCCUGUCCCUAAGGAUGGUGGGGUCAGCUACAGUGGAAAACAUGGGGAGCAGCCCUUUGAGGAGGAAUAAAAG